GUUGCAGUGCUGAUGGGCGAGGCAUAGGAGUUUUUCAGCUCGGUUACAUUUUAUUAAUACAGUUAACUAUUGAUUGUUGUUUUAGUUUUACUUUUAAGGCGUAGUUCUAAAUAAAUGUUACUCUACACUAUAGUUUUGGGUCUUAAAGUCCCUUCGGAAUGUCGAAAACGUGUUGUUACCAGUAAUGUCCAGUAGAGGAUGCUGUAGCCUAGUUCGUAACAAGCUGUGACUUUAAAAAACCGGAAAAGAAGAGGGUAAAAAAGUUUUGCUAGUCUCCUGUCAGUCAGUUCUUGAGGUUGAAUUAUCCUGCAGAUUAGAGGAAGAGGAGGAUGUGCUUCAUCUUUGUGAUUGAACUAGUAGGGCACGUUCGUCAGAAAACAGCUCAAGGCUUCCUAGCGGCACAACACGGACUUUACCAGCAUAAACACUUUGCAUCCCUUGGACAGCGGAGCGAGGAUUGCUACACUAUUUGGAGACGUUUCAAUGUGCCACCACCAUUCCCUGCGAGGACCACGUACUGCAGCCUACACCUGUAAAAUCCUGCGGCAGAUAAUACGGCCUAGUGGUAACAGUCAGCCUCAAGCUUGUUAAAUGAUCAACUAAUCCAAACGCUGUUGUAUAUUAAAUCCCAACCCCGUAAUACUCAGAAGUUCUUCAGUAGUUUUGACUGCUUGACUGAGGUAAGAUGAAUUUGGAGGAGUACUUUCAAAGGAUAGGCUUUCAUGGCCCUCAUGAUAAAGUGAAUCUUGCAUCUCUAAAGUUGAUCCACAAGCUGCACGUCAUGACGAUCCCUUUUGAAAACCUCAGCAUUCACUGCGGAGAAUGGGUCACCAUGGACCUGGAGGAUAUUUUUAAUAAGCUAGUGAGGAGCAGUCGUGGAGGCUGGUGCCUUGAAAGCAACUACCUGUUUGGAUGGGUGCUGAGAGAAAUGGGCUUCAAAGUCACCAUGUUGAGCUCAAAGGUUUUCAACAGUGUCCUCAACGACUUUGCGCCUGGUGAGGAUCAUCUCAUCUACCUGGUUGAAAUUGAUGGGAAGGUUUAUUUGGCUGAUGUAAGCUUUGGAGUGUCGUCUCAGAUCUGGGAGCCGCUGGAGCUCAUCUCCGGAAAGGACCAGCCGCAGGGAGCAGGGGUGUUUCGUCUUAUCAAUAAAGAGGACAUCUGGAUCCUGGAGAAGACAUGUAGGAAACCAGUGGUUGUUAAUCCAGAAUUUUCCAGUUCCAGCCUGGUGAACAAUGUGCAAACAUUUCAGAUCUACUGCUUCACCCUGGAGCCUCGAGGGGUUGAACAUUUCAAAGAAAGAAGCCACUUUCUUCAAACAAGUCCAACUUCUCUGUUCACCAAUAAGUCCAUAUGCUGCCAGCAAACACCAACAGGUUUUAAAGUCCUUGUUGGCCUUGUCUACAGUGUGGUCACAUACAAACCCGAGGAAGGGGUGGAUAUCUUGGACAUGAAAUACAUAACUGAGGAUGAGCUUGAUGAAGUCCUUAAGGAGCAGUUUAAUGUAAGGCUGCAGAAAAAAUGUAUGCCUUCAAACAAAAAAACAUGCUACAAACUCUAGAAAAUACCAAAUGACUUUUUAAUGUAGCUUUCAAACGCAUGGAUUGUGCUCAUUACAUGACUAACCAAAUACCAAAACUUGUCAAUGGACCAAGUCAAAUAAUUACAUUUAAUAAUAUAUGCAACCAAAUAUUUUUGCAUUUUAAUCAGAUGUUCAUCAUUUGCCUUUAUUCAAAAUAUAUUUGUAUAAUGCUGUUAUUUUUUUUAUCUUGUUAUUGUAAUUCAUUAUUUGCUGGUCUGCCUCAAAAUUCCCUCAGUUGUCUUCAAUGAAUAUAAAACACUGCAGCUAGAGUUCUCUCUAGAACCCACAAAUAUCGGUAUGUCACUCCUGUCUUCAAUUCACUGGCUACCUGUGGUUUUUAGAAGAUAUUAAAUGUUAUUGUUUGCUUUUAAAUCCAUGAAUGGUCUUUCUCAAUCAUAUAUUUUAGAGCUUCUUACCCCCUACACCUCUCCUCGCAGUCCUGAGAUUAUCUAAUCAACUUUUACUUUCCCCUCCCAGAGCUCGACUGAAGACAGAACAUGGACAGGCUUUUAUGGUCAGGGAUCUCUUCAAAGUCUUCUUUUAAAUUGCUGGAUAAAAUGUACUUUUAUAAUAUAGCAUUAAAUAGUUGAAUAUAUCUUUUUUAAAAUUUUAUAUGAUACCUAUUAUUACAUUUUUGUUGAUUUAAUUUGUUACAUUUCUUUGUGUCUUUUAUUAUGUUUUUAUUAAUUUCUGAAAGGUAAAGCAUUUUGUAAUUGUUGUUUGAAAAGGUGAUAUACAAUGAACUAUUAUGAAAGAUUUGUGGUGGUUUUUUUAAUGAUUAAAGAAAAAAUACAAGCUG
Messenger RNA from Girardinichthys multiradiatus, 2378 nucleotides. RefSeq names its product arylamine N-acetyltransferase, pineal gland isozyme NAT-10-like. NCBI's taxonomy places the organism in Eukaryota, Metazoa, Chordata, Actinopteri, Cyprinodontiformes, Goodeidae. Gene Ontology annotation, molecular function: acetyltransferase activity. The record is from RefSeq and is a predicted model, not a curated record. The coding region runs from base 686 to 1558 and encodes 290 amino acids. The transcript has 4 exons.